AUGGCUCAUCAAUGGAUUAACGUCCAACAGAAGACGUUUACAAAAUGGAUGAAUAACAAGAUUUUGCCGAGGGGUUUAGUGGUUAAGGAUCUCGUUACUGACCUCAGCGAUGCUGUACUUCUAAUACACUUGCUCGAAUGCUUAUCUAGUGAAUCGUUGGGACGAUAUGCGGCGAAACCGAAAUUGCGAGUACAAAAGUUCGAGAAUGCGAACACGGCGCUCAACUUUAUUAAGUCGAGGGGGAUUCAGAUGACCAAUAUUGGUGCAGAAGAUGUAGUCGACGGAAAUCGCAAAAUUAUUUUAGGUCUUAUUUGGACUCUCAUUCUGCGAUUUACCAUUAGCGAUAUUAACGAGGAGGGUAUGACAGCCAAGGAGGGUCUUCUCUUGUGGUGUCAACGUAAAACAGCCUGUUAUGACGAAGUCGACGUUCGGGAUUUCAGUACCAGUUGGAACGAUGGACUCGCCUUUUGCGCGCUGUUAGAUAUUCAUCGACCCGAUCUUAUCGACUACGACGCUUUAGACAAAUCCGACCACCGAGGGAAUAUGCAACUAGCAUUCGAUAUCGCUAGUAAGGAGAUCGGUAUCCCCGAUUUGCUAGAUGUUGAAGAUGUUUGCGAUGUUGCUAAGCCUGAUGAGAGGAGUUUGAUGACGUAUAUCGCCUACUGGUUCCACGCGUUUUCGCAGAUGGAGAAGGUUGAGAAUGCUGGCCGACGAGUAGAGAAGUUUGUUAACAACAUGCAAGGAGCAUGGGAGAUGCAGAGCGCCUACGAGAAGCGGAUGGCAGAGUUGUUGCGACAGAUCAGGGAGCAAGUAGAACAAUGGCAACAAGCAACUUUCGAAGGAACGUACGUCGACGCAAAGAGGCAAGCAACCGAGUUCGCAUCUUAUAAGAGGGGCAAGAAGAGAGAAUGGGUUGCCGAGAAGAGUGACCUGGCUACGUUAUUAGGAAACAUUAAGACUAAGCUUGGUACUUACCGACUUAGAGCCUAUGAGCCUCCUCCGGAGCUGUCAUUAGAGACUACGGAUAGGGAAUGGGCUAAACUAACCGAGGCCGAGAUGAUGCGCGCCCAACUAAUUAACGAGACUAUUCGAGAUAUCAAGAACGCUCUACGUAAAUCGUUUGCCGACAAGGCCAACGACUUUGCGCUAGCUCUUAAUACAAUGCAAAUCGCUAUCUCGGGUCUCGAAGGAGAUGUGGAAGAUCAACUUCUGCACGUGCGAAAAUUAAGCGAUAACCUGCCGCCGUUAGACGCUUACUUGGAAAAGAUCGCAGCCGUCGACGCCAAAUGUCAGGAAGCUAACAUCGAAGAAAACGACUUCACAACUUACACGUACGACGAGCUACUAUACGAACUAGGUCUCAUCAAAUCGUCUGUGCAGAAGAAGCUCGCCUUCCUAGAGAACCAGAUGGUGGCGCGCAGCAUGACGAACCUAACACCAAUCCAGCUAGAGGAGUUCGAGUCCGUGUUCCGAUACUUCGACCGAGACGACACGAACUCGUUGGCGGAGCUAGAGUUCUCAGCGGCACUGGCGUCCUUAGGUCUGGUGUUUAGCGAGGACGAGAUGCACGACUACUUCGCGGAGACGUCGCGGGGUCGCGACAGAGUCACAUUUGAGCAGUUUAUCCGAUUCAUGGUAGACGUGACAGAAGACCAGAACACCGCCGAGCAGGUGUUCCAGAGCUUCCGCGAGGUAGCCGAUGGUAAACCGUACGUCACCGAGAUGGACCUGCGUCACUCCCUCGUCCCUGACGACGUUAUCGAGAAGCUCUGCGAGAUUGUGCCUCACCACAAUGGCCCUGAUAUGGCGCAGGACCGCGGCGUCGCCCAAUUCGAUUAUAUCAGCUUCAUGGAGAAGCUGAUUUCUAGACCUGAGCGCCGCGGUAGCGAUAGCGCCGGUGCUGCUCCUGGUUCUGCGGGGUCGGGGGCGCCGCUCCAGGAUAUUACGAAUGGCAGGGCUAGUCCGACGAAGAAGGCUAACGGGUAUCACUAA
Daldinia childiae is the source of this 1992-nucleotide messenger RNA. RefSeq names its product Alpha-actinin-like protein 1. Gene Ontology annotation, cellular component: actomyosin contractile ring; cell junction; actin filament bundle. Gene Ontology annotation, biological process: actin cytoskeleton organization; actin filament bundle assembly. The transcript has 4 exons. The coding region runs from base 1 to 1992 and encodes 663 amino acids. The record is from RefSeq and is a predicted model, not a curated record. Gene Ontology annotation, molecular function: calcium ion binding; actin lateral binding. Lineage: Eukaryota; Fungi; Ascomycota; Sordariomycetes; Xylariales; Hypoxylaceae.